Molecule: messenger RNA, 597 nt
Organism: Solanum verrucosum
Lineage: Eukaryota; Viridiplantae; Streptophyta; Magnoliopsida; Solanales; Solanaceae
Product: classical arabinogalactan protein 5-like
Exons: 2
Coding region: 52-435 (127 amino acids)
Source: RefSeq, a predicted model, not a curated record
CAUUUCUUCCUCUCUGUUUGUGCUUUUUCUACUAUUCUCUUAAAAGCAAAAAUGGCAUACUCAAAGGUGAUCAUUGCUCUAAUGUUGGCGUUUAUCGCCGGAUCUGCUUUCGCACAAGCACCGGGAGCAUCUCCGGCAGCUUCUCCGAAGAGUUCGCCGUCACCGGUGGCGACUCCUCCUUCAACUACAUCAACACCACCUGUCUCUGCUCCUGCAAAUGCUCCUACUACUGCAUCUUCUCCAUUGGCAUCUCCACCAGCUCCACCAACUACUGAGACUCCGUCGUCGUCUCCUUCCGGUGCUGCUUCUCCUCCAUCAAUCGCCGCUGCUCCCGGAGGUUCUCCUACUGAAUCUCCUAACUCUGCUUCCUUGAACAGAGUCGCCAUCGCUGGAUCUGCUGUUGUUGCUGUCUUUGCUGCUGCUUUGAUGCUUUAAAUCUCUGAUCUGUGAGAUAUUUCGCAUUUUUUUCAUUCGCCGGAAUUGAUGGAUUCACGCUUUUAUUUAUGGUUUAGAUAUAGUUUCACUACAGCUAUUGAUUGAUUUAUUUGUAUUAUAUUUUUAUUGUUAAAUAUUAUUACGGGAUUCUUUGUUUAUUUA